Akanthomyces muscarius is the source of this 228-nucleotide messenger RNA. RefSeq lists its product as uncharacterized. The transcript is spliced from 2 exons. The coding region runs from base 1 to 228 and encodes 75 amino acids. Lineage: Eukaryota; Fungi; Ascomycota; Sordariomycetes; Hypocreales; Cordycipitaceae. The record is from RefSeq and is a predicted model, not a curated record.
AUGAAGGUGGCUCUUGUCCGCUUGUGGCAGGGAUCUCACGAGUAUUAUGAAUGGCAGCCCGCCGACGCAAACGUACACGACCACGUAUGGUUCCCCGAAAUUGACAUUGGGAACCUUGUUUCGCUUCCUCGAAAAGGGCCCGACUGGCAUGCGGCAAAGGAGGGAAACCUCCUUCUCAGCCCCCCCCAAAAGCCCGAUUUACAAACAAGCUGGCGCCUGUCUAGUUAG